Baudoinia panamericana UAMH 10762 is the source of this 3180-nucleotide messenger RNA. RefSeq lists its product as uncharacterized. The coding region runs from base 1 to 3180 and encodes 1059 amino acids. The record is from RefSeq and is a predicted model, not a curated record. Lineage: Eukaryota; Fungi; Ascomycota; Dothideomycetes; Mycosphaerellales; Teratosphaeriaceae. The transcript is spliced from 2 exons.
AUGCCGAGGAGGGCAGUCAAGGUGCAGGGUGCCCCGAACAAGACGCGCUGGACGCUGGCACAAAGUGAGCAGAGCCUGUUGAAGGAGGACCGCAAGGCGCUCACCCUCAUCACCACGAUGCAGACGAGUGGACCCUACUACGACCAGCAAGAGACGCCUCUGCCGCGGUAUGAGAGCUUCGAUGGCAGUCAGUAUAGUGUGCCGGCGCUUGAUCGCGCCAACUCUGGAGCCUGGAUGCCACCGCGCGGAACAAAUGGUCACUUUGAGGACUUCGAGUACAAUACCCCGUUGGAAGAGCGCGCAAGCCACCAGAUCAGCCUGAAUACGCGUAUGCGUUCGCAUAACCAGGAUGUUGUGGGACACCACUUGCUGUACGAGACUGCCAUGUUGGAUUCACGGGCUUUCGAGAUGCUUGACAUCGCUGAGGUAGAUGCAUUGAAGAAGGAGCAUGCACGGUUAGAAGCCAGAAUCACGGCGGCGAACCGCAAGCUCACCUUAGAGAAUAAGGUCAAGGGUGCCGCACAGAACUUACAGCGACUGUACUCUCCGAGUACCAAAGGGCGACCCGAUACACCGCAGAGCCCGGGUGAAAGUGGGAAGAAAGUUAGAGGCAGCUUGCUGGGGCAUAGAGGACGUGCGGACAGUAAUGGUAGUGGAAAUGGCCAACCGCUGCAUCAGGCUGAGGAUGAGCUUGCUGUUAGUGUGAAGAAGGUUGAUGAUCUGCACGAUACCAUCAAGAACCUGUUGGAAAGGCGCCAGCUUGUAGAACGCAAACUACUUAGGCAUACAGCCGCUGUACUGGUUGAGCAGUCUACGCGAGCCUCACAACAGCGCGACAUUGGCGAUGCAGCUCGUUCCAACAGCCAUGCUCCUCAGCGGCUCACCCGAGACGCUGUGUCCGGCAUCUACGCUCCGGACGAGUUCGACGGUAUUCGAGACAUACUCUCCGGCGCACUUCCAAAUCAAGGCAGGGGCCAGAAGUCGGCUGAUGUGCAGAAGAUGGAAGAAGAACAUGCGCACCAGAUGGCCACCGUUCAGUCGAGGCUUGAGCAGCUCAACGAACAGCUUCGACAAGUUAUUGAUGACGCCCACAGAACCCGAGGUCUGAGCUACGAGCCGGAGGCGGAAGUCAUUGACUUUGACAAUGCGCCGAGUGUCCGGAUAGGACACCGACUUGAUCUGCUCCAGAUUAAGGUGCAGCUCCUGGGCCGGGAACAGCAAGAAGUCCAAGCACACUAUGCGCGUGUUCAGGAAGGUGCUCAUAUGACCCAGACAGCCGUUGAGGAGCAACUCGAGACUAUAAACCAGCGCUUGCACAAUACGUUACUUCUUGGCGCUGGAAUGGAGGACAUGGAGAGUCUCCGCAAGCCACCUACUGCGACUGGCCAUGGCUAUCAGCAGCAGUUGCAGUAUCUCGGUGAGAGUUUGGAGCGGGUCGAGGGUCUGCUGCAACAGCACGCAACUGAGCUGGAUGAGGCACGUGAAGCGGCUAGUGGCGCAAGCCGAGGCGUCGAGGAGGCCCGCGGUAAAGCCGCGGCGCACACGAAGAAGGUCGACGAGUACGAGGCAACACUAGGCGGGUUAUGGCAGAUCUUACAGUCAGACGCGACGACCCGCAGACCAAGUCUCGUAGACGGAAGCGAAGAGCGUCACUCGAACAGCUCCACCGCAUCUCUCAAAGAGGACUUCUCUCUACAAGCCUUCAGCGCUCAUGUGCAACACUUGUUCGAUCGGACACAGUCAGCGCGAGAACAGCACGACAUCCUCCGUCGCCAGGUGCAGCAACAGCGUGAACUCAACGGCAAGUCGGACGCGGAGAAGGACCAGCAAAUCACAGAGCUGCAGGGCAGGCAUGAUCAGCUUGCAACCGACCAUGGCGUAGUUCAGGAGGAGCUCAUGAGAGUGAUGGCUCAGCACGCGCAGGCUGAGAGCAAAGCAAGUCAAUCAACUCUAGAGCUGCAGAACUCGAUGAACGAGUACGAGGACCUCAAGCGGACCAUAGAUGCUAGGCAGCAGGAACGUGAAGAAAUGGUCCGCCAGCUCCGAACGCAUCAGGAGACUGCUGCAAGCUUGCAGCAACGCGUUGAGGAGCUCGAGACUCAGGUCGCUGAAAUGACGGACAAUGUUCGCCUUGCCAAUGUGGAAACUGCAGCGAAAGCGACGGAAGCUGAGAAGAAGCAUAGAGAGGUCUUAGAACAGCUGGCCGCCGCUACGAGUGCCCAUGGAGAACUCGAGCAGCGCCAUGCAGAGGUUCAGCGGGACAUUGGCUCAGAGCUGACAUCCGCCGUUAGCGCUCGGGAAGCAGCUGAACAGCGUCAUGCGGACUUGCAGAGGGACAUGGAUGCUCAGCUCACAUCAGUAACAUCUGCUAAGGAAACUGUUGAGCAGCGCCACGGCGAAAUGCAGGAGGAGAUGGAGACGCUCAAAUCCGAGCUAGUCCGGUUGUCCACUGAACUCACCAUGGCCAGAGCCGAACUCGAUGGGGCGUACGGCAGCCGCGCCGAGCGCGCUAAGGAGGCGCAGACUGCGGAUGUUGCAGGUCUUAGCGAGCGUAACAAGCAGGUCUCGGACGAACUUCAGAAAUUGCAAGCAGAACAUGAGGGGCUGCGAGGCCUGCAUGACACCUUGACUGGCGAGCAUGAGGAGCUCAAGGGUACGCACGAAGCUACGCUGGCGCAGGUCGAGGGUUUGAAGACGCAAGCUGGGAGCUCCGAGCGGACGAAGAACCUAGAGGCGGAGCUGACUGAGAUGACGGACGCGUUUCAGGAGCUUACGCGGGAGUCUGUUGAGCUGGAGAAGGAGAGACAUCAGCUUGAAGAUCUGAUCGACGGCUUGCGCGAUCGUUGCGAGACACUCGAGGGUCAGCUUGGCGACGAAAGAGUUCGAUCGCUGGGCAACGACCCCAGUCCAAGCACUUCUGCGGCUAAUUCAAGGCCUACGUCGAAUGGGGUCAGAGAGACCACGAGUACGAUGAUUCUCCGCCAGGAGUUCAAGAAGAUGAUGAGGGAGUCGAGAGCGGAGGGCAUCAAGCUGUUGCGGGCCGAACAAGAACACCGCCGCCACCUCGAGAGCGAGGUCCGCCGCCUGCGACAGGCUAACGGUCCGCUCGCAAAGGCGUUGCCUAACGGGAUCGGUAGUAUCAGCGCCGCUAGCACGCCACCUGCCCUGCCCGCCACAUAA